AAAGCGACUGGGAGAAGAAGAAAAAAGGAUGCGAGUUGUUGUUUUGAAGGUGAAGGCUGUGAAUUGAAGGGAGAGAGAGAGAGAUAAUGUGGCGUAUAUAUUUGUUCCUCAAACUUUGUGCUCUUGAAUCAAAAUUAUAUGGACUGGUAGGGAGAUAUCCAGUGUGUCAUCUAAAGAUUUUGAUGUAAAGUUUGUAAUGGAGCAAAGUGCUCUUUAACGCAGUUGAGCAGUGUUCAUACGUUCAGCGCACGUCCAGACCAGCAGGUGGCGCUGAUUAUUAACGAGCUACAGCAGGAUGAACGCAGACAAAACGACAGACGAGAAAUACAUUUGUUAUGGAUGUGGAAAUAAGAGGUGGACAGACACUUCCGUGACAUUUUAUCGAUGCACAAUGUCUAAACUGCAGGUUUUAAGUGUUUUUCUGACAGAGAGAUUAACAUUAGCUGCGCAGGAAAUAUUUAAGUUUGUGGAAGAUAUAUUUUCAGAUUAUAAUGAGGAAAUUUGUCGCUCCAGACAGGUGAUUUAGCUGCUCAAGAGGAGACUGCAGCAGGCAAGAGUUCAAAAGUUUAUUUUAUUAUUAAUAUUAGAUUAUUGAGAUGUUUAGAUUAUGCCAAAAGAGCCAAUGAAGAACAACACUUUGCCAUUUUUUUCAGCGCUCUUUGUUAUUCACGUAUCAGUUUUACUAAUUUACGUCAUAUAUACACACCUGACAUCCACCACUUAUGAUCUUUAAGAACUGAAUGUGAUUGAAUUAUUAUGUUUAUUCAUGUAGUAACACAGCUUUGCUCCUCUGAGACUCAAGGACAGAAAUACUCCUAGACAUUUCCAGAGGAAUGGAGAUCUGAACGUGACUUGAAGGAUACAGAGAUGCAUAUGAUACUAGAUAUUUGUGCAAAGGAGGAGGAGAAUGGAGAGGGCAUGCCUGUGAGCAGUGAAUCAGUAUCUUUAUCAGCAUGUAUGGACGUUUAUCAUGAUCAGACGCCCAGCAAAGACACUGAAACCCAUGUAAUGGGCAGUAGAGAGAAUAAUUUUCACUUUAUUGAUCAAGCAGCUCGAAUUAAGAAUGAGCCUGAGACUAAUACUGAAACAGGUACCACCUGUCAAAUACAGCAGAACAUCACAAAACACAGCUUGGAUGAUUCAGGCGCAAGUGAUGCUUCCAGUGACAUCAACACAGUCAAAGUUAGCCACAUUGGCUCCCCCAGACAUGAGACACAAACAUUUAAUCUGCCCCUCAGAAAUCAAGAGAUGUUGACGCAGCAUCGGAUAGAGCCGGCCCAGAUAAGAGAGAGACAGGAGAUUGAGCUGCUCAAGAGGAGACUGCAGCAGGCAGGAGUUCAGAUGGACUCUGAAACGCAGGCUUGCUCUUCCGAGACUCAAGGACAGAAAUACACCCAGACGUUUUCAGAGGAAUUGAGAUCUGAACAUGUCUUGAAAGAUACAGAGAUGCAUAUGAAACUAGAAGUUUAUACACAGCCGGAGGAUAAUGAAGAGGUCAUGCCUGUGUGCAGUGAAUCAACAUCUUUAUCACCAUGUAUGGACAUUUAUCAUGAUCAGACGCCAAGCAAAGAUAGUAAAUCCCAAGUGAUGGACAGCAGUGAGAAUAAUUUUCCCAAUAGUAACAAAGCAGCUCGAAUUAAGAAUGAGCCUGAGACUAAUACUGAAACAGGUACCACUUGUCAAAUACAGCAGAACAUCACAAAACACAGCUUGGAUGAUUCAGGCGCAAGUGAUGCUUCCAGUGACAUCAACAAAGUCAAAGUUAGCCAUAUUGGCUCCCCCAGACAUGAGAUACAAACAUUUAAUCUGCCCCUCAGAAAUCAAGAGAUGUUGACGAAGCAUCGGAUGCAGCUGGCCCAGAUAAGAGGAAGUAAAUUACAAUCACAGCAGGAAAGGAACAAGAGGAAUAAGAGUGAAAAUGAGGAAAUUCACAGAGUAAAGAAGAUCAGACACUUUGAAGAAGUGACACUUGAUAAAGAACAACAAACACAGUCCAAGACAAACCUGGCUGAAAUUAGUUUGGAAGACGUUCAGCAUGAAGAGGAACUGUCUGAAAGCUACCCGACUCAUCAUGAUGUUCACGGAAAUCCACACGGUACAGGAGAGUAUUUGUGUGUCGUGUGCCGCAGAAGAUUCAGCUCGCCAGGACUGCUGAAAAUUCAUCUGCGAGUUCACUCUGGAGAGAAACCCUACCACUGCAACUUUUGUGGGAAAAACUUUAGACAAUCAAGUCACCUGAACACACAUGUCAGGAUCCACACGGGAGAGAGACCUCACAUCUGCCAGAACUGUGGAAAGACGUUUAUUGACUCGAGCGCAAGAAACAGACACUUCAAAAAAUGCGUUCUUAUCUCUCUGCAAGCACAAUGAAAUCAUAAGGAGCACCUGUUGUUUUCUGUAGCUCACUGAAUACUUUAAAAUGACAGCAGCUGAUUUUUUACAAUAGUGAUGUUUCAAUCGAUAGGUCCAAUCCAGAGUCAUUAAAAACAUAACCACUGAAAAAGUGAUGUGUCAAGAACAUCUCCUCCUGUCUUUAAAAAGAUUUUACCAAUAUUUUUUUUUUUUUUUUGCACAGAAAUUUUACCUGAACUCCUUGAAGCACUUUCAAUGGUACAUUUUCUACAGCAAGACUAGUUGAGUUUCUUGAAACAUCUGAACUGAGGUACGGCUCACAUUUUAACCAUGUAACGCUUUGUUUAUUUACUGAGAAAAUGUUUUUUCUACUGUUCAUGCCUCCAGAUUUUAUCUUGUUCCUUCUACUUAAUAUUAAUAGCUAGCAUAUUUAUGAGAAAUUGUACCACUUUAUUUAUUACUGUUUUUAUAUGCAAACAAAAUAUUGCAUUUCAUUUUCAUACAUUUCUUUGGUCUAAUUUUUCACAUCUACUGCAUUACUGCAGUUUGUAGUAAUUCAUUUUUCCUGUUUUUAAUGGGUGAGUUUGGUCUGUAAAGUCUUAUUUAAUUUUGUUUGUCGUCGUUUUCUAAACAGCAGUUUUUAUAACUAAAAAAAUAAAA
Messenger RNA from Onychostoma macrolepis, 3012 nucleotides. RefSeq lists its product as uncharacterized. The transcript has 7 exons. Lineage: Eukaryota; Metazoa; Chordata; Actinopteri; Cypriniformes; Cyprinidae. The coding region runs from base 868 to 2370 and encodes 500 amino acids. Gene Ontology annotation, cellular component: nucleus. The record is from RefSeq and is a predicted model, not a curated record.